Alternaria alternata is the source of this 693-nucleotide messenger RNA. RefSeq lists its product as hypothetical. Lineage: Eukaryota; Fungi; Ascomycota; Dothideomycetes; Pleosporales; Pleosporaceae. The record is from RefSeq and is a predicted model, not a curated record. The transcript has a single exon. The annotation marks the transcript as partial.
AUGGUGCUCUCAAUCCUCAUCGCUGCCAUCGUAGCCCCAGGUUUACUUGGCUCACAAGAAGCUAUCCGACAAUCGCAAUCUAAAGAGAAGAGAGAGGAGCACCGUGCCCGUCGCUGCAACCUCAUCGCAACAUGCGUCAAGUCAUCACAUCGCAGCCGAGAGAUAGACGGCCGCCAGGUCGUCUUGAGAAAUGGAAAGCUUUGGAUUGACACAGGCACUGAGGAUGGGAGCCCACUAGGCCAUCCCUACGCUGGAUAUUACCUACCUUAUCCUGAUACUAAUCACGAAGGCCUUGUCACAACAAUCACAGACGUUGCACCGAUCAUGAACUGGGUGUACGUCGACAAAGAGACCGGGGAAGUCAAGUACGGUGUUCGCGCAGAUGCUCAACCAAAUCUCACUGGUCCGUUCGAUUGCACGCGACAAGAUCGACGACUCACAUUCGAUGGCUGGGAAGGAUGGUGCGCGGUCGAAGAAGCGCCAGGUCUUUGGGGUCUAUACUUUGACCUCGGUGACGACGGCCUAAAGUCAAGAGUCGCUCCUGGUACUAGGGUGUUGGAGAUUGAAUUGAGUAGAAAAGAGAAGAGGUUUCAAAAAGAGGCGGACAUUCGACAACAGGAUCAGACGACGAAAAGGGCCGUCGAUGCGAAAGAGGAUGCACCAGUCGAUCAGCCGCUGGCCGCAGAGGCACUG